AUGGAUGGAACAAAUCAUUCUGUGGUGUCCGAGUUUGUGUUCCUGGGACUCACCAACUCCUGGGAGAUCCAGCUUCUCCUCUUUGUGUUCUCCUCCACGUUUUAUGUGGCAAGCAUGAUGGGAAACUCCCUCAUCAUGCUCGCUGUGGCUUCUAACCCUCACUUACACUCCCCCAUGUACUUUCUGUUGGCCAACCUCUCCUUUAUUGACUUGGGAGUUUCUUCUGUCGUUUCUCCCAAGAUGAUUUAUGAUCUUUUCAGAAAGCGUAAAGUCAUCUCCUUUGGUAGCUGUAUCACUCAAAUCUUUCUUCACGUCAUUGGUGGUGUGGAGAUGGUGCUGCUCAUUGCCAUGGCCUUUGACAGAUAUGUUGCCAUAUGUAAGCCUCUGCACUAUUUGACUAUUAUGAACCGAAAAAUGUGUAUUUUGCUUCUGAUUGCUGUAUGGGUAAUUGGCUUGACCCAUUCUGUGAAUCAGCUGGUUUUUGUUAUAAAAUUGCCAUUCUGUGGCCCUAAUUUAUUAGACAGCUUUUACUGUGACUUCCCUCGGUUCAUCAAACUUGCCUGCACAGAUACCUACAGUCUAGAGUUCAUGGUCACAGCCAACAGUGGGUUUAUAUCUCUGGCAUUCUUCAUAUUGAUUGUCUCCUACAGUUCUCUCCUGAUCACUGUUCGGAAACACUCCUCAAGAGGUUCAUCCAAGGCCCUCUCCACUUUGUCAACUCAUGUCAUGGUGGUGAUUUUGUUCUUUGGUCCUUGUAUCUUUGUUUAUAUCUGGCCUCACCUCACAUCACACUUAGACAAAUUUCUUGUUGUUUUUGAUGCAGUUCUUACUCCUUUUUUUAAUUCAGUCAUCUAUACAUUCAGGAACAAAGAAAUGAAGGUGGCAAUGAGGAAAGUAUGCAGUCAAUUUAUUACUUAUAGAAGGAUUUCGUAA
Zalophus californianus (California sea lion) is the source of this 933-nucleotide messenger RNA. Its product is annotated as olfactory receptor 4F3/4F16/4F29-like. The record is from RefSeq and is a predicted model, not a curated record. Gene Ontology annotation, cellular component: membrane. Gene Ontology annotation, biological process: G protein-coupled receptor signaling pathway. Gene Ontology annotation, molecular function: olfactory receptor activity; G protein-coupled receptor activity. NCBI's taxonomy places the organism in Eukaryota, Metazoa, Chordata, Mammalia, Carnivora, Otariidae.